AUGAGUGUUUGGAUUGAUCUAGCAAAGUAUCUCUUCGCCCGCCUGUACCAACUCGGCGUCGGAUCGGUACAUGGUGUACCAGGCGAUUUCAAUCUCACAAUUCUUGACUAUAUCGAGCCCUCAGGUCUCAAUUGGGUGGGGAACGCCAAUGAGCUCAACGCUGGAUACGCUGCUGAUGGAUACGCGAGGAUCAAAGGCAUUUCAGCUGUCAUCACAACCUUUGGCGUUGGCGAACUGUCGGCUAUUAAUGCGAUCGGCGGAGCGUAUGCUGAGAUGUCUCCUGUGGUGCAUAUCGUCGGCACACCCUCUACUGCCAUACAAGAUGCUAGCACUUGUAUCCAUCAUUCACUCGGUAAUGGCGACUUGAGAAUAUUUUCACGGAUGUACAAGAACGUCACCAUCGCGCAGACCAAUCUGAGAGAUGCUGAGACUGCCCCAGAGCAGAUCGACUCUGCGCUAAGACAAUGCAUACUCAAGAGCCGACCCGUGUACAUCGAGCUUCCGACUGACAUGGUCACUACUCAAGUACCAGCUUCUCUCCUCAAAUCACCUAUAGACCUUGGUCUCACAACAGAGAAAGGCUUCAAUGAUGCCGAGAUCAACGCUAUCAUUGAUAGGAUAUAUGCCUCUAAACAACCAUUCAUUAUUGUAGAUGGUUUUGCUUCACGCUACGGUAUCGCAUCAGAAGUAAACGAGCUUGUGCGUGUCACUGGUUUUCCUACCGCAACAACACCCUUUGGGAAGGGAAUCGUCAAUGAGACGUAUCCAAACUUCCACGGAGUAUACGAAGGCGUGAUAGGAAAGAAUGUACCUAUGCCGUGGUUUGAUAGCUGCGACCUUAUACUUCGGAUAGCACCACUGAACAGCAACGUGAAUACCCUGAAUUUCAGUACUAUUCCUGAGGCAGAAAGAACAAUCACCUUCAACAAAGACUCAAUUGACCUUUGUAAUACCACGACAUUCAGCAACGUGCAUAUGAAGUCUGUGUUCCAAGCUGUCCUGGACCGAAUCGUCCCGCAGAAGCUCUGGCAGUACAAGCCGUAUCCGGAGCAACUGGUUCAUCCGCUGCAGGAGCUCAAGGCACUCGCAGCGCCGGCAUCCGAAAGUCCUAUAGAUCAAUGCACCUUCUACCGCCGCAUCUCAAGCUUCUUCAGGCCUCACGACAUCAUUUUAGCAGAGACAGGCACAGCAUCGAUAGGCUCAAGAGAGUUCGUCCUCCCCGAGAAGACGCAAUUGCAUAAUAGUAGCAUUUGGCUCAGCAUUGGGUUCAUGUUGCCCGCGGCCCAAGGUGUGGCACUUGCGCAACGUGAGCUUAGUGCCUCAAGCAAAUGCUUCUCUGGACGGACGAUUCUCUUCGAAGGCGAUGGUUCCUUACAAAUGACUGCACAGGCUAUCUCGGACAUCAUUCGAAAUCGCUUAGAUGUCACAAUCUUCCUUCUAAACAACGAUGGCUACACAAUUGAGCGCCUCAUCCACGGUAUGAGAGCACAUUACAACGAUGUCCAGGCAUGGCGGUAUCUGCAAUCGGCCAGUUACUUUGGCGCGCCUGAGAAUGAUGAACUAUACCCAGUCACAACGAGGAGGGUGGAAAAUUGGGGACAGUUGAUGGACCUGAUCCAGGACCAGGAGUUUGGAAAUGGAAAGGGGUUCAGGAUGGCAGAGAUUCUUAUGGAAAAGGAGGAUGCGGUAGAGAGUCUCAAGAUUUUGGUGAACAAGGUGAAGGAGUAG
This is a messenger RNA of Exophiala aquamarina CBS 119918, 1728 nucleotides long. RefSeq lists its product as uncharacterized. The record is from RefSeq and is a predicted model, not a curated record. Bases 1 to 1728 code for a protein of 575 amino acids. NCBI's taxonomy places the organism in Eukaryota, Fungi, Ascomycota, Eurotiomycetes, Chaetothyriales, Herpotrichiellaceae. The transcript has a single exon. Gene Ontology annotation, molecular function: thiamine pyrophosphate binding; carboxy-lyase activity; magnesium ion binding.